Messenger RNA from Marasmius oreades (fairy-ring Marasmius), 2981 nucleotides. RefSeq lists its product as uncharacterized. The coding region runs from base 168 to 2768 and encodes 866 amino acids. The record is from RefSeq and is a predicted model, not a curated record. Gene Ontology annotation, molecular function: protein binding. Lineage: Eukaryota; Fungi; Basidiomycota; Agaricomycetes; Agaricales; Marasmiaceae. The transcript is spliced from 5 exons.
CCCAUGUGUGAGGGGAGUCGGCGAUUAGUUUUUAUUUUGGUUUGACUCGCGUAGUUGCAAUACGGUUACAGGCAAAAGAUUACGCGUGUAAGGUCACGUUGUCGUCGCGUCUUCUUUUGUUUCCUCCUUCGCAAAUCCUAUAAAGUCCUUGCUAACCUUCUCUCAAAAUGAAGAAACAUGGCGGUAUCGACUCCCCCGCGUCGUUUAGUUGCUCCUCUCCUCAGUCAGGCUUAGACUUGAAGAUUAACGUUCACGACAAAGUGUUUCGAGAAAUAGGAUGCUGCAUGGACAACCGAUGGUCCAAGGCUAUCCCUCCGCAGGAAUUCUUGGAUAAGUUCCUGACAGGAUCGAACAAACGCAUGCCUAGUUUUUCCACUGCUUCCAAGCAAGCAGUGAAGAAAGCUAUCACGGGAUAUGUGAGGAACACCGGUUGCAAGCGAGGUCAUUUUGAGACUACGAGAUACCAACCCUUGAUUACAGCUGUCGCAAAGUAUUGUCCGUCAAUUCAGCUUGAGGAUACCAGCCACCAAUCAACAUCUAUCUCGUGGUACGAACAUUCCGUCUCUUUCCAGCCAGAAAUCCAAGGAUACGACAAAACUGCUGCCUUCCGAAUGACCGAUGUCACUGAAUUUCUCGUCGAAUUAGAGCCUCGAGAAGAGCAGGAUCCGUUCCUCGAAAUUCAGGAUGACUUGAGUGACGAUUAUUACAUCGAUCGCGACACGUACGAAGCACAGGCCACUCGUGACCAGAUAUCCACCUACGCUGGGGCCCUCAUGGCGAGACAGUUCCGAACGCACUGUUUUUCAGUCAUCAUCUUUGGACAUUACGCAAGGCUGAUUCGUUGGGAUAGAGCCGGUGCCACGGUCUCUAAACUCUUCCAUGUCUGGAACGAAACGUUCCUCGUCGACUUUCUUUGGCGAUAUCACUCGGCUGAUCGUGAAGCGCGAGGGCACGAUCCUUGUGUCGUUCCUCUCAACCCAAAGACGCAGGAGAGGGAGAUUACGCGUGUGAGGGAGAUCCUUGAGAUGGGAAAAGAGGAGUUCGUUUACAUGUUCACCAUUCAUGACGAAACCGGCGAGAAAGAACACAGGUUCUACGGCGGUAAGAUGGUCACCACGGCACUGCCCACCCCUCGUGGAAGAUGCACAAAGGGCUUCCUCGUUACGACCACUGAAGCGAUCAAUAGACCACAACCUGUUGGAUCUGAGAUCUUGAAGUCUAACAUCCACUAUUUGAAGGCGACAUGGCGGACCUUGGCAUGGGACCUUGAGCCUGAAGGGAAGAUUUAUGCGUCGCUGAAGGACGCCGAUGUUCCUCACAUUCCUACACUUCUUGCUUCUGGAGACGCGCGGGGAAGAUGGCAAAAUACACAGACCAAGUACAUGAACAAUCACCCUCCAAUACGCCGGCAUCGACAUUAUUAUAUGGCCUUUCGGGAAGUCGGGAAAUCUCUGUCAAAGUUCUCGAACCUAGCAGAAUUUGUGGGAGCUCUGAGAGAUGCAUUAAAAGCUCAUCAAACAGCUUACGAGAAGCUUCACAUACUUCACCGCGACAUCAGUGAUGCCAACAUUCUCAUCUUCAAUGGACGCGGCCUCCUUAUUGAUUGGGAGUUUAGCAAGGUCUACGUGCCUGGUAUUCCUCGAGAACCACGGCAGAACGAGAGAACGGGAACAUGGCAAUUCAUAUCGGCGCGAAUGUUACAAUUGGGAGGCCAGCCCGUGCAGCACACUCUGUUUGAUGAUCUCGAGUCCUUUUUCCAUGUUCUUUGCUGGGUGGCUAUACAAUACUCCCAGCACGGCAUGUCUGACAGUCAAGUCGUCACGUUCCUCAACGAUGUCUACGAUUACGCUGUCUACAAGAACGGGGAUGAUUGUGGAGGUCAGCACAAACGAUUGGCCUUCCUUGUGCAACGUUUUUCGGAGAAGACCAAGUUCACAUGCCUUCCGUUUAGGGGGUUAGUAGAGGAUCUUGAAGCCGUUUUUUGCUACUUUUACAAAAGCCAAAGGAGUCAGGACCGUGUUUCUGAUCCACGGAGCUGGACAACCACAGACAUCACUACGUGGAUUAGAAAAGUCGUGCACAACCCGGAUGAUGUUGCUGAAAAGAUCGGCGCCUACAAUCUUACAGGGGAAUCCUUCGUGGAUUUAACUGACCAUAUCCUCGCGAAUUCAAUCGGGAUCACGCAGCUCAGCGAUCGCCAUUGUAUUCUACGUGCCGUCGAGAAGCUUAAGGAGGGUGAGACGAAAGAGGAAGUCGAUCAAAGGGAGCUAGCCAAACUGGACGACCACACAUGGAUGUUGGAAAGCUUUACCCGCAUCGCCGACGUACUUUCCGACAUGCCAGCGGAACUUAUUCGACCUGGCAUUCCGCCAGGUCUCCAAGAAGCCGUGAAGAAUGCAGAGCCCGAAGGGGCUCGAAAACAAAAGAAGCGGACCCAAUCAGAACGAGCGGCCCUUGCACAAUCUCUAACUCAAGAUGCUGGCGGACAGGAAGAAAUGGAUGUUGAUGAGGAAGAUGAACCCGAACCGCAACAGAAGAAGCAACGAAAAUCCACAGUGCCACCUAACAGGCAGACACAGCAGCGACAGUCGCGUAGUCAGCCUGGCACUUCUAGACCGUCAAGAGUUUCAGAUCCUCCUCAGACGGAAGUUGUCGUGCGUCGAAGUGCGAGGAUUCAGCAACACAAGGAUCGAUCCAGGCCAUCAGGUGUUGCCAGUACUAGUAGGGGGCGGAGAAGUCGCCGUCUAGUGGUUCGCGAUGAUGCAUAACCUGUAUUUCUUUCCUUCAUCUAACCCUAUCUAUUCUCCGCCUAUUCCGUUACCGAUACCCUAAUACUUUGUAGCAACGAUCAUGCUUUCUUGUUAUUGUUCACCCAUCCUCAUGACAUGACUUUAGAUAUUAUUACUGUACUUAGACUUAUUUUCUGUGCCUUGUGUACUCAUACCUCCCCAUUCGAUGCAAAUGUAGCGAUAGAAUCCAAA